UGGCACUUGAAAGAAAACACAAUCCUCUUCAGAAAGGGAAGAAGGAACCAACAUCGCCAUUAUCCAUCUACAAUGGAGUUGCUCUCCUUCACUACCCCUUCCUCUUUCUAUCCCUCCUCCAAUCUCCGCCACUUUCUUCCCACUAAACCUACUCAAUCCUUCUCUCUCCGUCGUAUACCACCGCCGCAACAAUCCAUCAAAUGCUCCAUUCACUCCUCUCCUCAAACCCUAGGAUUUGACUUCAAACAAAACCUCGGUUUUUCGGCUUCUUCGCCUCAGACUCCGGGGACAGCGAUGAGAGGCGCCGAAUCCGACGCCAUGGGGCUGCUGUUAAGAGAAAGGAUUGUGUUCUUAGGUACUCAGAUUGAUGAUUUCGUUGCUGAUGCUAUAAUCAGUCAGUUGCUUUUGUUGGAUGCUCAAGACCCUACAAGAGAUAUCAGGCUUUUUAUCAAUUCAACCGGUGGUUCUCUCAGCUCUUCGAUGGCCAUUUAUGAUGUUUUGAAGUUAGUGAGGGCUGAUGUGUCAACAAUUGCACUGGGCAUAUCAGCGUCAACGGCUUCCAUAAUUCUUGGAGGUGGAACUAAAGGUAAGCGUCUUGCAAUGCCUAAUACAAGAAUUAUGAUCCACCAACCACUUGGGGGUGCUAGCGGGCAAGCAAUAGAUGUUGAAAUUCAAGCCCGAGAAAUGAUGCAUAACAAGGACAACGUGACCAAAAUCAUAGCAGAAUCCACUGGUCGGUCUUAUGAACAAGUUCAGAAAGACAUUGAUAGGGAUCGAUAUAUGUCUCCUAUUGAAGCAGUUGAAUAUGGAAUAAUAGAUGGGGUUAUAGAUGAAGAUAGCAUCAUCCCACUUGAGCCCGUCCCAGAUCGAGUUAAACCUACCCUCAGUUACGAUGCAAUUAGCAAAGAUCCUGCAAAAUUCUUAAAUCCUGAGAUACCUGAUGAUGAAAUUUACUAGUUGGGAUUGGGAGGUAACUACUUCCUUUAAGACAAUUUUUACGGUUUACCUUUCUUUACUUGUUCUCUAGUGGUUAGAAUUUGUUAGUUUUGAGAUUGAAGUGGUUCAUUUUUCCCACUCAAAACUGUUGUAUCUUUAAGUUAAAUAAUUACAUUCAGACUGUCUCCGUUUUUAGAUAUCGCAC
Messenger RNA from Cynara cardunculus var. scolymus (artichoke), 1141 nucleotides. Its product is annotated as ATP-dependent Clp protease proteolytic subunit 4, chloroplastic-like. The record is from RefSeq and is a predicted model, not a curated record. Gene Ontology annotation, biological process: protein quality control for misfolded or incompletely synthesized proteins. Gene Ontology annotation, molecular function: ATP-dependent peptidase activity; ATPase binding; serine-type endopeptidase activity. The coding region runs from base 73 to 957 and encodes 294 amino acids. The transcript is spliced from 2 exons. Lineage: Eukaryota; Viridiplantae; Streptophyta; Magnoliopsida; Asterales; Asteraceae. Gene Ontology annotation, cellular component: endopeptidase Clp complex.